This is a messenger RNA of Corticium candelabrum, 1110 nucleotides long. RefSeq lists its product as uncharacterized. The transcript has 6 exons. Lineage: Eukaryota; Metazoa; Porifera; Homoscleromorpha; Homosclerophorida; Plakinidae. The record is from RefSeq and is a predicted model, not a curated record. Bases 159 to 842 code for a protein of 227 amino acids.
CACCAGUAGGAGUUGAGAGAAUAUUAUUGGGCAAUAGGUGUGACAUGGGUAACAGAAGGAUGGUCAACAAAGAAGAUUGAGAACGAUUUGCAAGAGCAUAUUCUCUUCCAUUUCUGGAGACAAGUACAAAAAAUAACAUUAACAUUGAGCAAGCGUUUAUGACGUUAGCAGAAAAUAUUCUUGAGAAGUUGAUAAAGCUCUACUGGAAUACGAUCCAAAUCGACUGGCAUCAUUGGAUGAAUAUCCAGAAAAUGAAAUUCUGCUCAAUAAAGAGUAUGAAAGCAUUGAUCCUCCUGCUAAACUUAAAUUGUGGUUUGAUAACGUGUCUACUAGUUAUAAUAUUGAAGUUGCUGCAGACAGUGUUUAUGAUCCCGAUGUGGUUAUGUCUGCUGUAUUACAGCAGGGUCAUGAUCGUUAAUUGGCUCUCUAUUGGUCUGAAGAUGGGAUUUACAAUGCACAAAGUCAAUGAGAAUACAAAUGGUCUCUCUCUUUGUGCUGACAAGUUGAAGGCUUUGUUUGAAGCAAAAGUACAAGAAGUAGAACGAGAUGAAGCAGCCAAACAACUGCUAACAGCAUGCUAUAGUAUUUCCCAGUCAAUUAUUGCGGCAGUGAAGGAUCAACUAGCAGUUUCAGAUGUUGCAGCAGCUGCAGCAGCUCAUCCAAAAUUUACUUCUGCAGAAAUGAAGCAGAAGGAAUUUUCCGCUUGUCUUUUUCCAGACAAAUUUACUCCAUCAACAGUCAGUGUAAUAGAACAGCAAAACAAGUUUUCAUUGUUUAGUCAAGCUCAUCAAAUGCUGGAUGAUUGGACCAAUGAUCUGGACGGUGAAGCUAAAGUCGUUUAAUUAUUAAAACAUUUCUGAGAAUGCACAAAAGCUCAGGCGAAUUCCUUAUUUGGUGCAGACUUGGUGAAGUAUAUUGAAAAGGACAGUAGACAAUGUGUGCGUGCUGAGACAUCAAGUUGUUUUUUAUUUGAAGCUUGUAACUAGACAGAAGUGUAUAGCUGUAGUUGCUGCAUGCACGUCUUGAAUUACAGAUAUCGAUCACCUGAUUGAAUUGUGAUGGCAGUAACUCUAAUGUGAUCAUGGCAGAACAUAAAAGACAGACGUAUUU